CGCGGACCCAGGCAGAUCGCUGGGUUUGGCCUCUCGAGUCGCUGGUCGGGACCCACGGUAAGCGACUAUGCUGCGCCAGGCGACCAAAAAGCUCAGCGCCGGGCUCAACUUGAGGGCUGCCGCGAACUGGGGCAGCCUGCAGGCCUUCAACCGCGGCAAGGCAUCGGAGUCGAACCACGGGUCUAAUUUGCCAAAGAAGAUGGGCACCACCCAAGUUGGCGACGCAGUCAAGGCGGGCUCGUCGACGCCGAUGCCCACGGACCUGAACGGGGUCCUCGACGCUUCUGCGCAGACCUUGUUCCUGACGGAGAUGUUCCGCGGCAUGUCCCUGGCGAUGAAGUACUUCUGGGAGCCUAAGGUUACGAUCAACUAUCCGUUCGAGAAGGGCCCGCUGAGCCCGCGUUUCCGCGGUGAGCACGCCCUGCGUCGCUACCCCACAGGCGAGGAGCGCUGCAUUGCGUGCAAGCUUUGCGAGGCCAUCUGCCCCGCGCAGGCCAUCACCAUCGAGGCGGAAGAGCGCGAGGACGGCAGUAGGCGCACCACGAGGUACGACAUCGACAUGACCAAGUGCAUCUACUGCGGUUUCUGCCAGGAGGCGUGCCCCGUGGACGCUAUCGUCGAGGGUCCCAACUUUGAGUACGCGACGUACACGCACGAGGAGCUGCUGUACGACAAGGAGAAGUUGUUGGCCAACGGAGAUAAGUGGGAAUUAGAGAUUCAAAAGAACCUGGCGUCCGAGUCCUUGUACCGGUGAGUGGCGGCGUUCCAGUGGUCUCGAUGGACCAUGUAGACCUUUCAUGUACUUGUAAAACGAAAAACUUCUGUUCGCCUC
Molecule: messenger RNA, 832 nt
Organism: Micromonas commoda
Lineage: Eukaryota; Viridiplantae; Chlorophyta; Mamiellophyceae; Mamiellales; Mamiellaceae
Product: NADH dehydrogenase
Exons: 4
Coding region: 68-754 (228 amino acids)
Biological process (GO): mitochondrial electron transport, NADH to ubiquinone; mitochondrial respiratory chain complex I assembly
Cellular component (GO): membrane
Molecular function (GO): NADH dehydrogenase activity; 4 iron, 4 sulfur cluster binding
Source: RefSeq, a predicted model, not a curated record